Molecule: messenger RNA, 1858 nt
Organism: Pygocentrus nattereri (red-bellied piranha)
Lineage: Eukaryota; Metazoa; Chordata; Actinopteri; Characiformes; Serrasalmidae
Product: OX-2 membrane glycoprotein-like
Exons: 5
Coding region: 34-846 (270 amino acids)
Molecular function (GO): cell-cell adhesion mediator activity
Source: RefSeq, a predicted model, not a curated record
UCACUUUAGAGGGAACGUGUUUGAGGAACGAACAUGAUGCUGGAUUAUACAGUUUUCUUAAGCCUGCUAACACUGGCUGGCUGUGCAGCUUUGGUGACUGAAGAAAAGGUAAUAAGAGAUUUUGGUGAGUCUGCGUCUUUCUCCUGCUCCCUGCCCAACGCUGCUGGAGUAAAGCAGGUCACCUGGCAGCGGCUCGGACACGACGACUCCGUCCACACAAUGGUCACCUUCAGCGAGAACUUCAAACAACAAGUGGCCGAUGCGUACCUGGACAAAGUGGAGGUCACGGAGGCGACGCUAAGCUCCUCAACUAUCGUGAUGAAGAACAUAACGUUCGCGGACGAAGGCUGCUACAUAUGUACUUUCAACGUGUAUCCCUCUGGAACCGAGCGGAGAAAGACGUGCCUCACUGUUCAAGGUCUCUCAGAUAUCACAACAACGUUUUUAGAUAAGACUGAAAACAAAGUUGUUGUCUCAUGCUCAGCCACGGGUAAACCUGCUCCAGAGGUCAGGUAUAUAGACAAGGAGAUAGAGUCGGGAGAAAGAGUCACCGUAAUCAAUGUGGAUGGAACGAUCACAAGUACAAAAAACCUCACACUGCUACGGUCACCAGCACAAUAUGUGGAAUGUGUUGCUGAAAGUGGGAAUAUGUUAAUACGUAAACGUAUCAAUCUGACUGAUGACCAGCAACAGGAUCCUGGAGAGAAGAAUGAAGCACCCAGACAUUAUCCAGCCUUUUUUGUUGUGGUUAUCGCUAUAAUUGGUGCCAUUUCGACAGGUAUUGUUUUACACAGAAGGAAAGUAAAAGCAGAAUGUGGAAAAGAGAGGAUUGAAGAAACGGUCUAACACCAUUGGAAGAUCUGCAUCCUGCAUUCACUCUGCACUUUAACAUCUUAGGAAUUUUCAAAUACAGUUUUCAUAAGCUACUAACAAUGCAUUUAAAAACAUUCUGAAUCUUAAUGUGGUUUUAAUAUACAGAAAGUGUUUAUUUAUUUAUUGUCCUUUGAUUUUUUUUUCUUCAGUAUUUAUAAACUUGAGUUUUUGCUGUCACUCAUACUCAUGACAAAUGAUCAUUCUGGAAUUAUACUGUAUAUUCAGGAUUUCUACGUCCAUAGUACUGAAUGUUUUGCACACAUGUAAAUGUUUUUACAUGAAUCCACUAUGUUCCACAUGCACAUGCCACUGAAUGUGAAUGUUUUCAGUUGUUAUGUUUGUGCACUGAUUUGUCUAUUGAUUGUGUGCUGAUUAUUGAUUAUGACUCUUAUUCUUCUGGGCACUGUAGCACUGGAUAUCCCCAUAGGAACCUAUAAAGAGCAUGUAUCUGUCUAUUUAUUUAUUUUUUUCUUAAAUAUAUUAUUAAAUAUCCUCACGGUGAAGUAUGGGGCUGGAUCUGGAUUUUGUAAAUGUGGCUGUAACGGUCCAUUUUAGUCAAGGUUUAAACUUAGUCUGUGAAAGUGACUAUGUACUCUAGUUACUCUGGUUUAUUUCACCUGUAAUUUCAGUUAAUACAUUAAUUUGUGUCAAAUUGACACAAGUUGCAACUGUUGCCUAGUGUAGAGAUAUAGGAUUAUAAUUUUAGGAUUCUAAGUUUAAAAUAGUCUAGGCCGAGCUGCCACUCUUCCCUCAGCCACCUGUAGAGCGCGCCUACCUCUUAUUAUGGAAAGCACGAAUAAAGUGGAGGAGCAGCACAGAUGUUCUAUGGAAGCCCUCCAAACUGAGAGAGUUAUAAAGACUUGAGAACUGAGAAAAUGUGAGACACUGUUUAAAGUGUAUUGAGUAAGCCUGGACAGGCUUUAUUUCAGCGUAUAUUGUUUUGGUUUUGUUUCAACCUGUGUGUUAUUAAAGCAUGGUCUGGUUA